Molecule: messenger RNA, 919 nt
Organism: Cucumis melo (muskmelon)
Lineage: Eukaryota; Viridiplantae; Streptophyta; Magnoliopsida; Cucurbitales; Cucurbitaceae
Product: cytochrome b5-like
Exons: 3
Coding region: 294-734 (146 amino acids)
Cellular component (GO): intracellular membrane-bounded organelle; membrane
Molecular function (GO): heme binding
Source: RefSeq, a predicted model, not a curated record
AACAAUAUCUCUUGUUCUUCUGGUAUUUUGUGAUCUCUGUUGUGUGAAAUUAUUAUGUUUACAACUCAAUCGUACUUCCCCAUUGGAACAGUAGACUCGUAUGAGACCAGAUUGAGGUAUGGCAGAUUAAGCUUCUUUGUUUCUCCUACCCAUCUUCACAAACUGAUAGACUGGGUAUUCGGUUUAAAUACUACUUUGACCGAAUUUUUUACUUUGAUUAAAGUGUCAAUUUCUCAAAAGUACAGGAACUAAAGUAAAAUUUAAUCCACGGGAGAUAUGCCUGUCUCUACUGCAUGGCAUUUGAUGAUCAAGAAACUUGUAGAGGUCGAGAUACAGGACACUAUGAUCUCUGUGUAAUGGAAACUAAAUGCACAGAAAAGCUGUUAGUUUAUGAUGUCACCCCUUUUCUGGAAGAUCAUCCAGGAGGUGAUGAAGUCUUGUUAUUAGCUACUGAGAAAGAUGCAACCGAAGACUUUGAGACUGUGGGUCACAGUUUAUCUGCAACAGAGGAAAUGGAAAAAUAUUAUAUUGGCAAUAUCGACAUGUCUACAGUUCCAAAGGUUGAUUAUCGACCACCUGCAUCCAAAUCAGCAUCGACAGAAACCAAAGCAGCAACAGAAACAACAUCGUCGAAUCAAUCUUCAGGAUCUUUGAUAAAAGUGUUGCAACUUUUGAUUCCUUUGCUGAUUAUAGUUGUUGCAUUUUAUCUGCAAUACUAUGGUAAAAAGCAGUAAUCGAAAUUCUCAAAUCAUGGAUGCCUUGAGUUUUGCAAUAAGCCAGAGAUAGGUAGACAUCUCCUCAUCACAUUCUGUUAAACACACUCUAUCUAGGUUUCUCUGCCCUUUUGACUCUUACUAAUUUGUGUGUAGAGAAUUUUCAUUUGUUUCUUGUUUCAUUCAUAAUCCUGCUUUUCUUUGUC